AGUUGGUUGCGCUUCACUAUUUCACGGUUUUUACCUAAAAGCAACGUGCGAGUGUAAAUGAGUAUCAAUGAAAUAUAAGCACACUAUUUUGACCGUUUCAUGAAAUGAUUGCAUGAUCUGGCCAUCGCAUAAACACAGUAAUAGUUCUCUCUCAUAACCUCCCAUAAACUUUUGUAUAACCGCAUCGAAUAUCAAUCUUCACGGUUUGACCUCCCAUAUCCGAUCGCAUCCGCUGAGCUUUUCGGUGUACAGUACUUGGACAAUGGCAACGGUUGUGGAAUUGCUGCUGCACCUUCUUCUCCUCGUUAUCUCGAUCGGAUGCGGUUAUUCCCUUAACCAGGGAACGCAAGUGCAGCAGGAGAAUUUCGGCUUUGUGAUACAGAUCUACGAUCCAAUGUUCGUGGCCGCAGGAACAUUGUUCAGUGCCCGUUACGUUUUGACGGUGGCGCACUGUUUCCGAAAGAACACCAAGCCGGAGCAGCUGACUGUGCGAGCGGGUCACGAUAGGAUUUCUAGGGUGUACAAGGCUGGUCGUUCAGUGGCAGGAUUAAUGCGCCAUCCUAAAUUCUCGCCUCUAACGCUGCGAAAUGACAUCGCCGUGUUGAGGGUCAAAGUGGCCAUCGGGUAUUCGCGCAGGAUCAGCUAUAUACCCUUGUGUUCGACGCCCUUAAGGCGAGAUCGAGCCACCCAGUCACCGGUGAUCGUGGGCUGGAGUUUGAUGAACACCAGCCAGCCACUGAAAUCGAUUAGUGUAAAGGUGGAUGUGCCGAAGAACUGCCGCCAAUGGUUUCCCCAAGUCCCAGGCGGUGUGUCCUGUGCUUUGACGGCGAACAAUGAAGGCCUUUGCUAUGGCGAUUCCGGUGAUCCCCUGAUCAGUGGCGGUGAAGUUUGCGGCCUGGCCAUUGCCUUUCGGCGAUGUGGGGAUAAGCGCUAUCCCGCCCUCUUCACGGAGGUCCACUACCAUCGCCCGUUUAUCGCCCAAGCCGUACUCACAUUGGACAGGCAAAUGUUGAAAAAACCGAAGGCAAGGGGUUGAGCCCGCCAGCAGAGCUGAGUGUAUAGUUAACUCCAAAUUGAUCACGUAAAACAUACCCGAUUGCAGCUGAAUGAAAGUCUAUUUAUGGUUUUGGAGGAGGACUCACCUGCAAGCAAACAGACAAAGGAAAAUUCAAUUACAAUCGACAUACAAAAAAUAAAUAAAAACCAGACGCAAAA
Messenger RNA from Drosophila elegans, 1215 nucleotides. RefSeq names its product seminase. Gene Ontology annotation, molecular function: serine-type endopeptidase activity. The record is from RefSeq and is a predicted model, not a curated record. The transcript has a single exon. Gene Ontology annotation, biological process: proteolysis. NCBI's taxonomy places the organism in Eukaryota, Metazoa, Arthropoda, Insecta, Diptera, Drosophilidae. Bases 263 to 1036 code for a protein of 257 amino acids.